UGGGCUCUGCCGCCACCCUUGUCGUUACCAUGAAGUCGCCUCUGCAAAAGGGGGCUGCAGCCGCCGCUCAAGAGGAGCGAUGGAGGAAACUACAAGAAUAUUUAGCAGCCCGAGGAAAGCUAAAGCAAUCCAGUGCCAAGCCAUACUUAAAGGACAAGACUAAUCAGCAGAACCUGGUUCCCUCCAAAUCAGACCCUACCAGGUGUAAAAAAAACAUUACCCUGAACAAGACAAAAGGUGAGCAGAAGAGGGAAACAAAAUGUUCAGUCCCUGCCAGCCAGGUUCCGCAGAGCAGAUUGUCAGGCGCUCCCAUCUCUCAGAAGCCCCAGAAUGUACCUUCCGAGCGGGGAAGGAAGGGACCGCUGCGCACUCUUCCUUUAAAGGCCUCUGCCGAAAACCUCACUGGGAAACAGAGCAUCGCAAUAUCUUCCUCCAAGCAUGGCUUAUGCCAAGUAGGAAAGACUAAAAAGUUGGAGCCAGUCACCAAACCAAAGACUCAAGCACUCCAUCAGAAUGCAAAGGGUUUCACGCACUCAAAUCAUCCUGUGGAGAGCUCGCAAGAAAAGGUGGAUAAGGAGAACUUGGGGAGCAAGCUCAAUCCGAGCCUUGAGAAGAAGGCGGUUGCGAGGCUUGGCCUUCCAUCUGGGUCCCAUACAUUGAACAGCAGGCCAAAUGCGGCCUUUGCUUCACGAGGCAGUAUGCCGGUGAAAAGGAAGCUGCUGGAACAGUGGCUAAAGUCCCAAGGAAAAUCUUACAAGCGGCCAUCGAUGACCCUGCCUGCUGCAAAGUCACGGAAGAAAAAGGAGAGUCUGAAUCAGUCCUUCUGGAGCAGCCUGGGGGAAGAGGAGGAGCGAAUGGAUCACAGCUUGAGGGAUAAGAUCUCAAGUACCUUGAUGGAGUGCCUGAAACUUGCUGAGCAGGGAUUUCCUUCAGAAGAGAUCCUGGCCAUGCUUUCCCAGAUCCCAGAGGCAGAGAAGUUUGCCCAGUUCUGGAUCUGCAAAGCAAAACUGCUGGCACGACAUGGCACGUUCGAUGUGGCUGGGCUGUAUGAAGCGGCUGUUCGUGCUGGGGCUGUACCACUACAGAAAUUGAAGGAGGUUGUCGCUGAUCUUUUGAAGAAUCCAGACAAGACAGCCCAGGUGAUCCCCACUCAAGUUAGCCCUCUCCCUGCCAGGGACCAGGUUGAGAUGAGUCCCCCGAGCACUUUGCGACGCCAGACUUGCAAGCCGGUCUCAGGUAUCAAGCUGCAAGUUGUUCCACUGCUCAGGGCAAAAGAGUGCUGCACCAGGCCAGACACAAAGCUCUUGACUCCCGUGCGGCGUUCCCUGCGGAUAGAAGGUGCCAGUGCUUGCUACCCAGACAUGCUGAAGGACCACGACACAGUAGUGACUUCGCUCGAUCAACUUAGGGCCACGGAUCAUGGAAGCCUCUUUGUGUUCCGCAAAAAUGAAGCUUUGCCAGAGGAUGUCGAAGUGGAGCUCUUGAGGUUGUGACCCUACCCCCCCCAACCCUGAACAUGCCUCCCAUACUGUAUGAACUGGGAGGUUCAGUCUCAGUUCUUUUGCCAAAGCCUGUUAGGGCUCAAGGUCUCAAGCUGGCAAAGAGCAACCUGUUUUACUUUAUCAACACUCAAAGCCCUUUGCGCUUUAAAAGCUCACCUCUUCGGUCUCCGGUUCGCCUCUGGGAAAAGGGAGGGAGGCACCCAUUAACAACGCUACUCCCCCAUCCAAGUCUCGGAAAGCUCGGCAGAGUUUACUGAAGAUGAUUACAAAGAAGGAUAACUAACCACUGCACCAUAGCAGUGAGUCUCAAGCAUACUGACAUUCGUCCCGUUUCAUGCUCCCUGGCCUCCGUAGCCUGGGAAGUAAGUUGGCUUUUUUCUAGAGAAAAACAUCCCAUAUUAAACUGUCCGCAGCUGACUCAAGGCCAAGUGGGUAAUUAUUAUUUGCAGCUGUGGAGUUCUUAAAGAGAAAAGAAAACUCCAAGGUCUUCGGCUAAAACAGUUCACGGGGCUGGAGCUGAAACCACUUAGUGUCUAUUUCAAAUUAACCAUCUAAAAGUGAAAAGAGAAGCACCUGCUGCUUCCAUACACAUACUCAAGUGACAGGUCAAGGAAAUGCAUUAUCCCCCUACCCAGAAUAUCACCUCUAGGUUUCUACAGGCCUGGCCCAUGGAGCUCACUGUCUCUCUGUCCUGUUACAGCUGUGUAAAUAGACUGGACACGUAAGAAAAGUCACAAAAUAAUUAUAACUUUCGCAAUAUAGGUAUCUUUAUUUUUGUUGGAAGAAACCUGUGUGUACAUCUGGCUUUGGGGAGUUGGGGGGGGGGAGGCGGUGCCCUUCUUUCACAGCAAGAUUUCUAUCUUUGAGGAGCUGACUUAGCAGAGGAACA
Gekko japonicus is the source of this 2391-nucleotide messenger RNA. It is a transcript of the gene CKAP2L, whose product is annotated as cytoskeleton associated protein 2 like. Lineage: Eukaryota; Metazoa; Chordata; Lepidosauria; Squamata; Gekkonidae. Bases 30 to 1493 code for a protein of 487 amino acids. The record is from RefSeq and is a predicted model, not a curated record. Gene Ontology annotation, cellular component: centrosome; mitotic spindle; cytosol. The transcript has 9 exons.